Messenger RNA from Diachasma alloeum, 3157 nucleotides. RefSeq names its product synaptotagmin-4 (gene Syt4). The transcript has 5 exons. Gene Ontology annotation, molecular function: clathrin binding; calcium ion binding; phosphatidylserine binding. Bases 187 to 1530 code for a protein of 447 amino acids. NCBI's taxonomy places the organism in Eukaryota, Metazoa, Arthropoda, Insecta, Hymenoptera, Braconidae. The record is from RefSeq and is a predicted model, not a curated record. Gene Ontology annotation, biological process: cellular response to calcium ion; regulation of calcium ion-dependent exocytosis; regulation of dopamine secretion. Gene Ontology annotation, cellular component: synapse; axon; membrane.
UUGAACGUGGAAGAGACUUGGUGCACGAUUGCACGCCGUAAAUAACGCCCCGAUUCUUUCUCUCCACUCAAGAAGCAAAAAAAUAAUUAAAUUAUAGAAUUGAGGAAAAACUAGUUUUCGGGUAGUUCAAAUAAACCUUUUUGCGAAUAGCAGCAAAUUUUUGGGAAAGCUCGUAAGUGUUGGAAAAUGGUCGGUGGUGUAUUGGAGGAUGGACCACUGAUUACCCCCGUUGAAUCAGUAUCGAAGAAUACUCUGGUCGGGCUAUGUGUGGCCCUGGCAGCAUUGGCAUGCGCCGCCGCAAUGACCUGGUGGUAUUGCCGACGGCGCCGAGAACACAUGAAAUUGAGCAUAGACAAGUCUCUGGCAUUCAGACCACCUCAUCGUAAACCAACAGCGGUAAAGAGUCCUGGUAGUACAACGCAUUAUUUGAAGAAGAGUCCAAGUCCCACGGGUCCAGCUAAAUCACCACCAGGUUCAGGUGGUCAGACACCAUCACCAACUGGCUCUCAGCAUUCACCGCACUCCAAUAAUCCAUCGUCAAAUCCUAGAACUCCAUCGGGAUUGUCACCACUGCAGACACCCUCGGGUGAAGUCACCAUUAGCAUUGAAAAUGAAAAAGAUAAAGCGGAAUUAGAAUCGAGUGAGAAAGUUGAGCGUGGACUUCUUAACGGAGAUGGACACAGAGAUGGCCUCGGUCAAUUGGUAUUCAAACUCCGUUACCAAGCGGAUCAGAAUGCUCUGGUUGUCACUGUCGUUAAGUGUAAGGGACUUCCGGAGAGGGGAAUGCAAAAUUCUACAAGUGAUCCUUAUGUCAAACUACAGUUGCUGCCUGAUAAGCAAGACAGGGUGAAGACGAGGGUUCUUAGGAAUACUCGUGAUCCAGUUUAUGAUGAGGAUUUUACAUUCUUUGGAAUUUCCAAAACUCAAUUACAGAAAAUCACUCUGCACUUCGUGGUGAUGAGUUUCGAUAGAUAUUCUCGGGAUGAUAUGAUCGGAGAGGUCGUCUGCGCCUUGUCAUCAGUUCAGGGCCUUGAAGAUGCGGAUAAUCAGCAGUUGUCUCUCUGUCGGGAAAUUUGCCCACGUAUACUGAAGAUUCAAUCACAAGGCAGAGGAGAACUGCUCGUCUCUCUUUGCUGGCAGCCAGCGGUGAAUCGUUUGACUGUUGUGGUACUUAAAGCUAGAAACCUCCCGAAGAUGGACGUCACUGGGCUUGCUGAUCCUUAUGUGAAGAUUUAUCUCCUUUACAACUCACAACGUAUUGCUAAGAAGAAGACUCACAUCAAGAAACGAACGCUUAGUCCAGUGUUCAAUGAGUCUUUCGUUUUCGAGAUACCGAAUGGUACAGAUGGACUGGUGAAUGUUAGUCUUGAGUUUAUGCUGUUGGAUUGGGAUCGUGUUACAAAGAAUGAGGUCAUUGGACGGCUUGAGCUCGGAGGCACCAAAUGUCAGGGUUCAGCACUCACUCACUGGAAUGAGGUUUGCAGUUCACCACGACGACAGAUCGCUGAUUGGCACAAACUGCGAGAGUAACCCCAUAUCUCAACCAACAAAAUCCCAAACUCCCAACUUCCUCAUCAGGAUCCUCCACACACUCAUUGAAGAAUGAUAAACACUGGAUAAACCAAUUUACAUUACAUCCCUUCGAUUACGAACAAUGAGGACCAUCCCAAAGGAGGAAAUUAUCAGUUUUAUAAAGGAAACAAAAAAAGAAGUGCAUACAAAAUUCUGAUUGGUGGGCCGAUUGAGGAAAAGAAGAAAACUAUCACUUUAAAUUGGUGCGGCCUCAUACUUUCAUUGAUUAAUUGUCUCGGGCAAUCAGUAUAAAAAUUCGAAUGCUCUGAAAUUUGAUGAUAUAAACGUAUAUUAUAUAAAUGUAAACGGUAAUCCUGACCAGGCAGGGGAGAUGGAAAAUUUUAUUGAGCAUCGUGUUGUGUAACAGGAGUAGGUGAUGAUGACACUCUGAUAUUGAACGGCAUUUAUUUGCAUUGAUUACGUCUUCUUUGCCAAUUAAAAUUUUAUUUUUCUUUUGAUAAAAUGAGAAGAAAAUGAUAAAUUGGCAUGAGAUCGAGAGCUUCAGCGGUCUAUGAGGCGAUUGUAAAUAUGUAAUUGAUGGGUAACAAAAUUGUGAGGAGAUAUGUCAUUAAUUUAUGCAUUCAAACACACAUCAAUGUACCUUAAUUUUCAUUUGCAUUUAGUGCAAUUGAUUGAGUUGCUCUUUUAGAGUCGAUAGAAAUCACAAUGAAUCUCGAAGAUAUCAAUUAUAAAAAAUUAUUUGUUUAUUAGUGGAUAGUUUUUUUCAUAACGAAGCGAUAAGCAAUUAUGCAACGAUACUUCAUUCAGCAGAAAUUUAGAUGAAUUUCUUGAUGGUAUAAAUAACCCAUUUUGUCUGAGUUAUUAGUGAAUCAAUGAUUUAUUCAAUUUAUUCAAUCCAUCAACUAUAAAUUGUUUGCAUCAGUUGGAUAACACACAUUGCAUUGAAAGUAACUGAAACGUCGAAACAAAACAUAUAUCAUGAAGACUUACGGGAUAUAUCGAAUAGGAACAGAAUAUUGAAACAAAAAAAAAACUUUAUCAUUAGAUGACUCAAAGAGAACAGCAUUGCAAUUCGUGUGUCUCGAUAUUUAUUUAAUUAAUUGCUAUACAAAAAUCAUAAUGAUAAUAAAAGAUGGAAAAAAGAAAUGACUAUAAUUAAGUAGUUGGUAGUUUAAAUUAAUAUGCUUUGUCCCUUGUUUCUAUUGGACUGAUACAUCCGAUCUUAUUGAAUUAUUAUUUUUGAUUGAUAAUCCUUUCAGUCUUUCUCAAAUCGGUCUAACGUGUUCAAUGAAAACAAGAGAUUUGCUGUGUAACAUAUGGACUCUUGAUAAAAAAAAUAUUAUCACCAUCAGAGAAGUUUAUUAUCUAUUUUUAGAAUUCUGUCAAUGUUUAGUAAAAUCCGUUAAUUUAAUUUAUAGAUUUUUUUCUCUGUACUUAUUCUGUUAGAGAGAAAAUUCUACGUUGAUUUUUUAUAUGAACUUAGUUUAAUCAGUAUUAUUCCCUGAUUUUAGUGAAGACGGUAUCAUUUUUACAUUCGAACAAGUGGACAACACAGUUCAUGAUUUACGACAUGAUGUAUGUCAGAUUUUCAGACUGUGCAGUCAAUAAAAUGUUUAAAAAUUAA